CUCGAGCUUCGAUUGUUCCAGGCAACACUGUAGAAUACACCAUCCUCACAACAUCUUUCGUUGCUCCGUCAAGAACCACCACCAAGUGGCCACAUCUAUCUCUACGCUCGCGCAAAUUUCCGAGACUCAUUUUGAAUCGCUCUCUAGAUUGCGUCGAACCCAGCAGAUCGCACCUGUUCCUGCGACAUUCUACCAACCUUUGCGACGUAUUCGCACCUCCUCCACCACCACAGCCACUACUAAAACAACGCCAUAAUGGAUCUCUCCGACUCUUUUCGCUUUGUCAACCUCGCGGUUGCAGUGCUUAUGAUCCUGGGUGGUGUCUCCCAGUUCUUCCCUCUCGGAAUUCAACCAAUUAUCCUCGGGUGCUACACGAUCCUGUUUGGUGUUGCCACCGGUCUCCUGGAGUUCCAGAUCCCUCACCAAGUCUACCGCUAUGCGUCGUUCAUGUUCUCGUUUCUUGGUCGUGGUGUUUUUUACAUCUUCGUCGGCUGCAUCAUUCCCCAUGGACACUGGGCUACAAUCAUUAUCGGCUCGAUCAUCUUCCUUGUCGGAGUCGCCUAUGUCGCUCUCGAAUUUGUGCCCUCUAUUGAGCCCCCUCCAAACAUGCGCGAGGUGGAUGCGGGCUGGGGCGCUGAGCAGGUGUAGUUUGUGAUACACGUCACUAUUUGGGAAGUAAUGCCCUGCCGAGAAUUGGUUAUGUAAGCAUGAAAAGGGCUCUGUGGCCGCCGACAAUGUCAUGUCGACCCAUACCAAGAUGAGACGUUUGGGGUGUGAGAGUAGCGGGAGGAUGGUCUGUUUGACAGCUACUCAGGAGCGCUGCUGGUGAUCAACUGGUGUCAGAAUGUUGAGGAAUAUGUUGCGCCAGCUGAAUGCAGCACAAGUCAAGGGGUACGUAGUUACUUUCAGUAGAUAACAUCAAGGAUGUGUAAGAAGAUCAACGAUUUAGCUUAUACUUUAGUUUGAGGGCAGCAAUGGUGCAGCCAAGUCAACAUUUUGGAUAGGACUGGCCUGCAGUCUUCUGGCAUCCAUAGACAAGCACUGUCCGUAAAGAUGAAGUAUCUUCCAU
Molecule: messenger RNA, 1069 nt
Organism: Neurospora crassa OR74A
Lineage: Eukaryota; Fungi; Ascomycota; Sordariomycetes; Sordariales; Sordariaceae
Product: COPI-coated vesicle protein
Exons: 5
Coding region: 256-648 (130 amino acids)
Biological process (GO): vesicle-mediated transport
Cellular component (GO): Golgi membrane
Source: RefSeq, a predicted model, not a curated record